AACGUUAACCCAGUGUCGUUCGUUUCCGGACACAGUUUGACGAAUUUUCCAAACGAGGUACGACGCGGCGUUCGCGUUUCUCUCUUCUACACCCCUUUUUAUUAUUUCUUUUCUCGCUGAUUCUAUUCGCGCUCCCUCUCUCUCUCUUUCCUCGAACUCGUUCUCUGAUGAUGAGGCAACGCUCUCGUUCCCACCACUCUCCUCGCUCAAUCCCCACCGUCCGAUGAGGAUCAGGUUCUCCAACGCAGCGACUGUAGCCGCCGAGUCCAUCCUCGUCGUCGUCGUCGUCGUCGUCCUCGCGCCCUCCCCCUCCCAUGCCCUCGGCUCCGCCUCCACCCUCGCCAUCGCCUACGGCUCCGCCACGGUUUGCGGGGCGGAGCCGCUGUCGCCCAACUUGUCCUUCGACUCAGUCUCCGGCGGCCGCGACUUCCUCUGCGGGCUGAGGUCCGGCGGCGCCGCCUUCUUCUGCUGGAACGGCGUCGGCGGUGGCGGCGCGGGGCCGCCGCGGCCGAAGCGGGUCUACAACGGCCCCGACGCCCUCGCUGGCCUCGCCGUGGGCGUGGACCAGAUCGCGGCCGUGGAUCGCAACGCCUCGCGCAUCGAAUGGUGGAGGGGCGGCGCCCAGUUCCCCCGCUCCGUCCCGGGCUCGUACCGCUCCCUCACCUCCGGGGACGGCUUCUCCUGCGCGAUCGCGGGCAACGGCACAGUGGGCUGCUGGGGACCGCGCGGCGGCGCCAUCCAAGCCCUCUUCUCCAACCUCUCCAUGGCGAGCAUCGUCGCGGGGGACUCCCACGUGUGCGGCGUGGACGCCGCGGGGUUCCUCCUCUGCAGGGGGAGCAACGCCUCGGGCCAAUCCGACCCGCCCCGGGGAUCCGCGUUCGAGUUCUCGGGGCUCGCGCUCGGCUCCAACCACACCUGCGCGCUUCGGCGCCCCAACAACACCGUCCUCUGCUGGGGCGGCUUCGGCGGCGGCCCCGCCGCGAACAACCACACCCCGGCGAACGCCACCGAGUUCGCGCUCGUCGUCGCGGGGGGCAACCUCACCUGCGGCGUCACCACGUCCAACUUUUCAGUCGUGUGCUGGCGAUCCGAUUGGCGCAAUUCGUCGGUCACCACUCUCCCUUUGCCUACGAUUCUUCCGGGUAUUUGUGCGGCGCAACAGAGCGAUUGCAAUUGCGGGAUUUAUCCCGACUCCGGCCCCCUCUGUUCGGGCUCUGGGGUUGUAUGCAAUCAGUGCGGCAGCGGUCAGCCGACGAUUGCGGCCGCGAGCCGGAGCGGUGGCGGCGCCAAUGCAGCUGAAUCAGCCGGCGCAGGGGCAGGGGCAGGCGUGGCGAGCCCGUUCACGUCGCCGUCGGGGUCGAAGUCCCGCAUAUUCAGGCGGCAGGGCUCCCGAGUGAUGCGGCGGCAGCGGAGCGGGCCGUCGUCGUUCAAGGACCACCGGGCCGAGGAAUUCACCUUCCCGGAGCUGGCGGCCGCGACCAAGAACUUCUCGAUGGAGACGAAGAUCGGCGCGGGGAGCUUCGGGACGGUGUACAAGGGGAAGCUCCCCGACGGGCGGGAGGUGGCGAUCAAGCGGAGCGAGUCGGGCCCGCGGAGCAAGAAGUUCCAGGAGAAGGAGAGCGCGUUCCAAUCCGAGCUCGCCUUCCUCUCGCGGCUCCACCACAAACACCUGGUGGGGCUGCUCGGCUACUGCGAGGAGAAGGAGGAGCGCCUCCUCGUCUACGAGUUCAUGAAGAACGGCGCGCUCUACGACCACCUGCAUUCCAAGGACGCGAGCGCCGCAUUGGCGAAUUCCGUGGUGCGGAGCUCGUGGAAGGUGAGGAUCAAGGUGCUGCUCGACGCCUCCCGGGGCAUCGAGUACCUGCACAACUACGCGGUGCCGCCGAUCAUCCACCGGGACAUCAAAUCCUCCAACAUAUUGCUCGACUCCAAUUGGGUCGCGAGGGUCUCCGAUUUCGGCCUCUCGCUGAUGGGCCCCGACUCGGAGGGCGGCCACCUCUCCAUGAAAGCCGCGGGGACGGUCGGCUACAUGGACCCGGAGUACUACGGCCUGCAGCACCUCACGGUGAAGAGCGACGUUUACGGCUUCGGAGUGGUCAUGCUCGAGGUGCUGACCGGCAGGCGGGCGAUAUUCAAAGACGAAGGCGGGAACCCGGUGAGCGUGGUGGACUUCGCGGUGCCGAGCAUUGUGGCCGGCAAUGUGAGGAGCCUGCUCGACGAAAGGCCCGGCCCGCUGGGGCCGCACGAGGCCGAGGCCGUCGAGCUCGUCGCAUACACGGCGGUGCACUGCGUCAGCCUCGAAGGCCGGGAGCGGCCCGCCAUGACCGACGUCGUCGCCAACCUCGAGACCGCGGUGGCGCUGUUGGAGAACAGCCAUGGGAGUAUCUCCAGUGCCAGUAUCUCCCUCGCUUCUGUCGAUUGAAAUUCAAAUUGAGAAAUUUAAAUUCAAAUUCAAAUUCGGAAAUCAAAUCAAAUUUUUUUUGUUCUGAGGAAAAGAUAGGAUUGAACUUUUGUUGAACUUUUGUUUUUUUUUUCGGCUUUGGGUUCGUUUUUUUUCCCUUUGUGCCCCUUUUGAACACAUUGACGGGUUCGUUGUUGACGCCUUGUAAAUGGAUUUUUCUAACAUGAAGUUUAUUAGAAUUCUCUCUUAAUCCAUCAUUAUUAAUUUAA
Molecule: messenger RNA, 2670 nt
Organism: Ananas comosus (pineapple)
Lineage: Eukaryota; Viridiplantae; Streptophyta; Magnoliopsida; Poales; Bromeliaceae
Product: putative serine/threonine-protein kinase-like protein CCR3
Biological process (GO): protein phosphorylation
Molecular function (GO): ATP binding; protein serine/threonine kinase activity
Source: RefSeq, a predicted model, not a curated record